GUGACUUCGUUUCUGAAAAGCGCCAACGUAAUCUCUCAACGUGCGCAGCAGAAGGUAAAGUCAUGAAGAAAAGUCAGCGGCUGGCUGCUGGUGUCAUUUGUGUCAUUGUCCUGACAAUCCUGAGAGUUUUUUUCACGAUACUGUUCUUCAUUGCCAGUGUCAUUUGCAUUGUACAUGCAGAGAGCCGUGUUGAAAGGUGCGACGGUCACCUUACUCUCUCUCAAAAAGAGGUUGACAGUCUCAACACAACCAGCACCUUUGUGGAGACUUUCGUUUCGUCAUUUCUCAUUUUUCUCAUCUUUCGAUGGAAGCCAUUCAACUACAAGAACUUUCUUACGGCCCUUCCAAGGCAGGGAAACUUCUGGAUGUGGACUGCGCUGUGGAUUGCGCGAAUUUUCACAAACGUUCUGAUAGGAAUUAUUCCAGGCCUUCAACAGAACUACCCGGUUCUGAUCAUCCUUGGUUUUUCGUUGCCAUUGGAAUUCGCUGCGACAACAAUUUUCGCUUCUGCGCUGGCAUUUGUAGGUUUUCGCGAUGUAAAAACCUGGCUGCGUCAGCACUUUCCCACUACAACCGCGCGCUGGUUGACAUACUUGUAUAGAGCACUUUUGUUUACAUAUGGCCUUCGAAUGCUCGCCUUAUUUCUGUACGACUCGUUUCUGGUAGCGAGGCAUAUUACUCGCGAAAGUCAGUACCGGGAACUCGAUAGUAUUCUCCUAGCUUUGGAUGUAUUCUACAGAGGGAGUUUGUGUGUCUUCUUCUUCCGGAAAUUUUUUGAGUUCCCCAUACCAGAUGUCUUGCAAGAAUCUCUCGAUAAUAAGAGGCCUAAGGAAACGGAUGAACAGUUAAGUAAAUGUAAAGAGAGUUUUCGUUCCAAGGUACCGGAAAAACAGGAGGAUCUAGAAGUAGACGAAAAAAGAUUUCACUGUGCGUUCAAUGGAUCAGAUGUUCUUUCGGAGAAAGAUUUAGAUUUGGGGCAUAUGGAGAGAGAAAACAGCGCCACAACUGUUAAAUAGAUUCAAAAUCUUAAAAAGAGGAUAAUUCAAGUGGAAGGAAAUGAAAAUUUAUGUUAUUUCAAUUCAUGUAAAUUAGUGAGGGCUACGACUGACUAACGUUUUACAAUGCGAAGAGGCUGAGUUAGGUUUUCAUAGUAACCACUUUCUUGGUAUUUAGGAAAUCUUUCUCUCUUCGAUCGUUGUGUGCGGUGAAGUUAUCUUUGAUGACUUCCCUUUGUUCUCUUUACUUCUAGAGAGUAGAAGUCUUUUGAUAGAGAUUUAAAACCAUUUUGGGCUCAGCCGGUUGAAUUUUAUUUUAUUCCUCCGAAUAACUGACUUAGUGCUACGUGUAAGUCAAUAUAAGAAAUAACACCAAUACACAGAAUUUUUAGGAAAAUAAUUUGAAAUUCUCAUAGAAAUCUGAAAACGGGAACGGGUAUCCUGUUGAUUAACCAUUUUUGUUUUGAGCUUUAUUGAAAAAGUUAUACGCUUUUAGAACAUAAUGAUUCGAUCAUUGGCUUGUGUGUAUCCUGCGAGAUGGCUACACAUAACCCCAAGCAAACGGCAAGCCCCUCGAAGUAGUUUCUAGUUCUAAAAUCCUCGGACUGAAUAUAAGGAAUGAUCUCAAAUGGAGCGGACACGUCUAUGAAUUAGUAAAGAAAACUUCUUCCCGCCUUUAUUGCUUAAGGCAACUUAAGAGAUCGAGAGUUCAUCCGAAAGAACUCAUUCUAUUCUAAUGUACGUGUAUCCGGUCCCUUCUGGAAUGUGCUUGUCCAAUUUUCCACCAUGCACUACCAGCUUAUCUGGACGGCGAUUUGGAAAGUCUACAAAGACGCGCUCUUCGGAUCAUUUACCCUACCUUGUCUUAUGCUGAAGCCCUCAGCGCGUCAGGAUUACCUACACUAUCUAGGAGAAGUGAAAAAAUCUCCUCGAAACUCCUCGUCGAGAUCUCUACAAAUGAAAGACACAAAUUACGUUCACUUUUUCCAGAAGUGAACGUAUCUACUUACAACCUUAGGAACCAAAGACCAUAUAAAUUACCAAGAUGUAGGACUGAACGUUGCAAGAACAGUUUUAUUCUGAGUCACGAUUUUAAUAUCUAGACAUUUUAU
Messenger RNA from Stylophora pistillata, 2107 nucleotides. RefSeq lists its product as uncharacterized. The record is from RefSeq and is a predicted model, not a curated record. NCBI's taxonomy places the organism in Eukaryota, Metazoa, Cnidaria, Anthozoa, Scleractinia, Pocilloporidae.